Molecule: messenger RNA, 2200 nt
Organism: Aricia agestis (brown argus)
Lineage: Eukaryota; Metazoa; Arthropoda; Insecta; Lepidoptera; Lycaenidae
Product: sodium-dependent neutral amino acid transporter B(0)AT3
Exons: 5
Coding region: 29-2200 (723 amino acids)
Biological process (GO): sodium ion transmembrane transport
Cellular component (GO): membrane
Source: RefSeq, a predicted model, not a curated record
AAUUAAUCAAUAAAAUAAAAAAAACAAAAUGGCAAACACGGCGCAUCUGAUGCGACGACAGAGCUCGCGCGAUCUAUACGCUCAGAGAUCCAUAGAUCGGAUGGAGAUGAAGGAGCUGAGGGGGAGACUGGUGACGAUGGAGAACGGGCAUUCCGGGCACCGAACCAACGUCAUGUACGGCGCCACGAACCAGGCCUUCGAGGACACCAGCCCCAACCGCCCGUCCUCGGAGACUCCCACCAGCAAGGCUAGCACAGACGGCGGGGCGGGCUUGAAGCCCGAGGGAGUGGAACUGGAGAGGGAAUCCUGGGAUAGCAAGCUCACCUUUCUCCUAGCUACCGUCGGAUACGCCGUCGGUCUCGGUAACGUCUGGAGAUUCCCGUAUUUGGCGCAAAAGAACGGCGGCGGCGCGUUUCUUAUACCUUACUUCGUGAUGCUCGCUAUUGAAGGCAUACCGAUAUUCUACCUGGAGCUGGCCAUCGGUCAGCGGCUGCGGAAGGGGGCUAUCGGGGUCUGGCACCAGGUGUCUCCGUAUCUCGGCGGGAUCGGGAUCAGCUCGGCGGUGGUGUCGUUCAACGUGGCUCUCUACUACAACUCCAUUAUCGCCUGGUGCCUGUUCUACUUCGCGCAGAGCUUCCAGGCGGAGCUGCCGUGGUCGGAGUGCCCUAAAAAGUACUUCAGCAACGGCUCCUACGUCAACGAACCUGAGUGCGCCGUAAGCAGUCCAACUCAGUACUUCUGGUACCGAACUACCCUCCAAAUCUCCGAAGACAUAAACUAUCCGGAGACCUUCAACUAUAAAAUUGCCCUGGCACUCGUGAUAGCCUGGAUCCUGGUCUAUAUGUGCAUGAUUAAGGGCAUCGCCUCAUCGGGCAAGGUGGUGUACGUGACUGCCACCUUCCCCUAUAUCGUCCUUGUCAUAUUCUUCUUCAGGGGCAUCACUUUGAAGGGCAUGGGAGAUGGACUCAUCCAUCUGUUCACUCCGAAGUGGCAGAGGAUUUUGGACCCAGUAGUUUGGUUGGAAGCCGGCACCCAGAUCUUCUUCUCUCUUGGCCUAGCCUUCGGUGGGUUAAUAGCCUUCAGCUCCUACAACCCAGUGGACAAUAACUGCUAUAGGGACGCCAUAAUGGUUUCCAUGACGAAUUGCCUGACGUCCAUGUUUGCUGGGAUCGUGGUUUUCUCCAUCAUUGGGUUCAAGGCCACAAUGGUUUACGAGAAGUGCCUUGAUGUGAGGAAUUCCACCCUCCUGGAGCUGUUUGGACCCUCGUACAAGUCUAUGGUGUUCCCUGACCCGGGGGAACCGGUGAUGGUGGAUCUGAACGGGAAUUUAAUGAAUCUGACUAUGCCAUAUCUCCCAGAGUGCGAUUUGCAGAAGGAAUUGGACAAUACGGCGUCCGGCACAGGACUCGCGUUCAUCAUCUUCACGGAAGCGAUCAACCAGUUUCCUGGCGCUCAAUUCUGGUCCGUUCUCUUCUUCCUCAUGCUGUUCACCCUGGGCAUCGACUCCCAGUUCGGAACCCUGGAGGGAGUGGUCACUUCCAUCGUGGAUAUGAAGCUGUUCCCGAAUUUACGCAAGGAGUACCUCACGGGGGGACUCUGCCUCAUAUGCUGUCUCCUGUCCAUGGGUUUCGCCCAUGGGGCCGGAAGCUACAUAUUCCUGCUGUUUGACAUGUACAGCGGGAAUUUUCCGCUGCUCAUCAUAGCGUUCUGCGAGUGCAUCGGCAUCGCAUACGUUUAUGGAGUCAAAAGAUUCGCAGACGACAUAGAGCUGAUGACCGGCCAAAGACCUGGGAUAUACUGGCUGAUCUGCUGGAAGUAUCUCUCUCCACUCGCCAUGCUGUCCAUCCUCAUCUCGUCCUUCGCCGAGCUCAUUCUCGAAGGUUCCAGCUACGAAGCCUGGAUCAGCUCGGAAGGCGAUACCGUGAAGAAACCCUGGCCGAUCUGGGCAGUGCUACUCGUGCUUGUGUUGGUCCUGGCCUCGGUGCUGUGGAUCCCAGCCUUAGCUAUAUGCAGAUACUUUGGCAUUGUGAUUAUUGACGACGAGGAGCGCGCUUGGUUCCCGGCUGAAGACCUCCGCGACUUCCACGGCAUCGAACCCCGACCCAUCUCCCGCAUAGAGACGCUGCUGUUCUGCACCAGACCAGACGGCAGCGAGGGCUGCUGCUGGCCAGGCUGCUGCGAAACUGAUGAUGAUGAGUAA